GGGCGCGGGCGGGCGCGGCGCGCGCGGCGGCAGCAUGGUGGAGAAGCGCUGCCCGCUGCAGAGGGACGGCGUGUACCGCUGGUUCGCCGGGCUGCCGUCGCCGCAGCGCGUGGAGUUCCUGUGCGGGCUGCUGGACCUGUGCAUCCCGCUCGAGCUGCGCUUCCUCGGCUCGUGCCUCGAGGACCUGGCGCGCAAGGACUACCACUCGCUGCGCGACUCGGAGAUCAAGGCCAACAACCCCGCCGACCUGGGCAGCCUCACCAACCUCACGGACGAGGUGGUGCGCAGCAAGCUGCUGGUCUCGCUGGCGCUGCUGGGCUCGGAGCAGCGCGAGGCGGCGGGCGUGCUCUACCGCACGCUCACGCACAUCGACUCCAUCAUCCACAACUACGGGCUGCAGCUCAACGAGGGCCGCACGGGCGAUGAGUUCCUGCUGCUCUUCACCAUGGCCUCCAACCACCCGGCCUUCAGCUUCCACCAGAAGCAGGUGCUGCGCCAGGAGCUCACGCAGAUCCAGAGCAGCCUGAGCGGCGGCGGCGGCGGCCCCGGCCCCCCGGCCAAGGGCCCCGCGCUGCCCACCUGCCCGGCCUGCCACAAGGUCGCCCCGAGAAGUGAGGCCCCCAGCAGCAGCGGGAGCAGCAGCUUGGAGAAGGCGCUGCCCACGUCGGCACAUUCCACGGAGGAGGCCCUGCCCAAGAGGCCAGGCGGCAAGCACAGCAAAGUGAGUGUUGAAAAGAUAGACCUGAAGGGACUAUCCCACACAAAAAAUGAAAGGAAUGUUGAAUGUUCCUUCGAGGUCCUGUGGUCUGAUUCUUCAGUAACGUCAGUAACCAAAUCUUCUUCGGAAGUGACUGAAUUUGUCUCAAAGCUCUCGCAGCUCCAUCCUGAGGACAGCCUGGAGAAGUUCCCGCCCUGUGUGGCCGGCGCGGACUCCUUCUACGGAGAGCGGAACCACAUGGACCUGGAGGCGGACCUGAGGUGUCUGACCUCACUCCCAGCCCAUGUCCUGCGGAACGAGCACGCCAGGGGCUUCUUCAGCACCUCGUCUCCCGCCCAACAGCUUCAAAGUCCAAGCCCCAGCACCCCGGCCCUCGCGAAAGUCGGCACCACCGUGGGCGCGUCUGGGAGGCCCGUGUGUGGCGUGGCCGGGAUCCCGUCGGCCCCGAGCAGCACCCAGCACCACCUGCAGCACACGGCCAGUGCGGCGGCCGUGCCGCACUGCUCGCACGCGGGGCCUCCUGGCGCGACGCUGGCCUACCGAGCGCAGAUGGACGCCUCGCCCGCCCUCCUCAUGCCUUCCGGCCUGCAGCCCGCCCCAGCCCAGGAGCAGAACGGGAUCUUAGAUUGGCUGCGGAAGCUGCGUCUACACAAGUACUACCCGGUCUUCAAGCAGCUCACGAUGGAGAAGUUUCUGAGCCUCACUGAGGAAGAUCUGAACAAAUUUGAAUCCCUCACCAUGGGGGCGAAGAAAAAGCUCAAGACUCAGCUGGAGCUGGAGAAGGAGAAGUCGGAGAAGCGCUGCCUGAACCCCUCGACCGCGCCCCCAGCCAGCAGCGGCGUGGCCCGUGUGCCCCCCACCAGCCACGUGGGCCCCGUGCAGGCUGUGCGGGGGGGCAGCCCCGCGGCCGCGCUGCGGGUGGAGGUGGAGCCGCCCCCCCACCAGGCCGCGCGGGAAGGCAGCUCGUCCGAGUGCUCCAGCUCCUCCCCGAGCCCCAUGGGGGUGCAGGCCCGGGAGGAGAGCUCGGACAGCGCCGAGGAGAACGAAAGACGUGUGGAGCUUCCCCUGGAGGGCGCCUGCGACAAGGAGAAGCCCGUGACGCUGCUCGGCCACUUCGCUGCCCCCUCCACCAGGCCCACGGCCCAGGUCCUCCCCGUGCAGAACGAGGCGAGCUCCAACCCGCCGGCCCACCAGCCCCUGGCGCCGCCGCUGCUGCCCGCGGCCUCCCACCUGGCGCCCCUGCGCAUGCUGAGCUCCGUGCACAAGGCCGAGCGGGGCAGCGCCGACACGCAACUCCUCCCGGCCUCGGUGCACUCACUGCUGGCCCUCGAGGACCGGGGCAAGGUCUCGGGACCGAGGAGCGGCCUGAAAGUGGACAAGGGCUUCGGCAGUGCCGUGCUGGAUGUGCUGCCCACGGCCGCCUCCCACCAGCCCGUGCAGGUCCUCUCCGGACUCGCCGAGGGCAGCUCUGUGCCCGCCACCGUCUCCUUUGGGCCCCGGGCCAAGGUCCUGCCCGCCACGGCCCUGGACAGAGUGCUGAAGCCCGCGGCCCCGCCUGUCCUGGGCACGGAGAGCAGCAGUGCGGCCUCGGGGACAGCCAGCGCCGUCUUCCACGUGGCCCGGCCGCCCGUCAAGCUGCUGGUGUCGGCGUCUGUGCCCGCCGAGUCGGCCGCCUCGAACAGUGUGCAGAUAAGCGUGCCCCCGGCCAUUGUGCCCCCACGGACGGCUCUGUACACGGCCGGCACCAAAGCCGCCUUCCCUGCCAUGGGCGCCCUGCAGGGCAGCUUCUGCACGGGCAGCGGCUCGGCCGCCCCCAGCAGCCACGCCCCGGCCUCCUUCUCCAGCAUGGCCUCGGCGCCCAGCGGCCCGGCGCCCAGCUCCAGCCCCGCGCUCUCCUCUGCCCCCGACAGCAGCUUCUACAGCGGCGGCAGCGGCUCCCCCGGGAACCUGGCCGCGUCCAGCCAGGGCCACCACCACCACCACGCGCCCGCCCCGCCGCAGCCCGCGCCCGCUCCGCCGCCCGGCUGCGUGGUCUGUACCUCCUGCGGCUGCAGCGGCAGCUGCGGCUCCAGCGGCCUGACCGUCAGCUACGCCAACUACUUCCAGCACCCCUUCUCCGGGCCCUCGGUCUUCCCCUUCCCCUUCCUGCCCUUCAGCCCUGUGUGCGGUGGCGGCUAUGUGGGUGCGCAGCAGUACGGCAGCGGCGCCUUCCCCGCCGUGCACUCGCCCUACGGGGGCGGCGUGGCGCCGGAGCCGGUGCUGGGGGGCCAGUCGUCCUUCGCGGUGCCGCCCAUGCGCAGCUUCCUGGUGGGGGCGGGCAUGUACCAGGCCCAGGGACUGGUGGGCACCAGCAACGGCUCUGGCCACAAAAAGAGCGGCAACCUGUCGUGUUACAACUGUGGCGCCACAGGCCACCGCGCGCAGGACUGCAAGCAGCCGUCCAUGGACUUCAACCGGCAAGGUACUUUCAGGUUGAAAUACGCGCCUCCAGCCGAGAGUCUGGACUCCACAGACUGACGCUUCCUCCUCGCCAUGGGGACUCGAGGAAGGUUGAACACAGACUGAGGAGCGCUGCCUCUCGCUCCC
Molecule: messenger RNA, 3304 nt
Organism: Sorex fumeus (smoky shrew)
Lineage: Eukaryota; Metazoa; Chordata; Mammalia; Eulipotyphla; Soricidae
Gene: ZCCHC14
Product: zinc finger CCHC-type containing 14
Exons: 13
Coding region: 35-3235 (1066 amino acids)
Molecular function (GO): phosphatidylinositol binding; zinc ion binding; nucleic acid binding
Source: RefSeq, a predicted model, not a curated record